GGCAGUGACGGCGGCGCGCGGUGCACGCCGGGAGUUGUAGUCCGGCCCCACACGCGGCGCCGGCGGCGGCAACGGCACCGGGAGUGGUACCGGCGGCGGUGGCGGCAUGGCGGGGCUGGAGCUGGUGUCGGACGCGGGGUUCCGGGCGGACGGGCGGCGGCCGGACGAGCUGCGCAAGGUGCGGGCCCGGCUCGGGGUUCUGGCCCGGGCCGACGGCUCGGCCUACCUGGAGCAGGGCAACACCAAGGUGCUGGCGGCCGUGUACGGCCCGCACGAGGUGCGGGGGUCCCGAGCCAAGGCCCCCCCGGACCGGGCCCUGCUCAGUGUCCGCUGCAGCUCGGCCCCGUUCGCGGGGGGCGGCGAGCGGCGGCGCCGGCCGGGCCCGGGCGGGAGCGACCGCCGGGCGGGGGAGCGAGCGCUGCUGCUGCGGGGCGUGCUGGAGGGAGCCGUGCUGGGCCAGCUCUACCCGCGCUCCCAGAUCGAUGUGCACGUCCAGGUUCUCCAGGCUGAUGGAGGUGAGCUGGGGGCCAGUGUGAGCGCGGCCGGGCUGGCGCUGCUGGACGCGGGCGUGGCGCUGCGCGGGGCCGUGGUGGCCGGUUCAGCCGGGCUGGCCGAGCCCCCCGCCGGGCCCCCGGUGGCCCUGAGCGACCUGAGCGCGGCCGAGGAGGCGGCCGGGGGUCCCAGGCUGGCCGUGGCCACGGUGGCGGGCAGCGGGCAGCUGGCUCUGUGCCAGCUCAGCGCCCGGCUGCACCAGGAGCGGCUGCGGCCGGUGCUGGACGCUGCCCAGGCCGCCUGCCGGGGGCUGCACGCCGUGCUGGACAGUGUGGUCAGGGCCAGGCUGCGCCAGGACACGGCCAUGGAGCACUGAGUGACCACAGUGACCACCCCAGGACACGGCCAUGGAGCACUGAGUGACCACAGUGACCACCCCAGGACAUGGCCAUGCAGCACUGAGUGACCACAGUGACCACCCCAGGACAUGGCCAUGGAGCACUGAGUGACCACAGUGACCACCCCAGGACACUGCCAUGGAGCACUGAGUGACCACAGUGACCACCCCAGGACACGGCCAUGGAGCACUGACCAGCACAGUGACCACCCCAGGACGCUGCCAUGGAGCACUGAGUGACCACAGUGACCACCCCAGGACAUGGCCAUGGAGCACUGAGUGACCACAGUGACCACCAUGGGGACAUUGCUGUGGAGCACUGAGUGACCACAGUGACCACCCCGGGACGCUGCCAUGGAGCACUGA
This is a messenger RNA of Haemorhous mexicanus (house finch), 1255 nucleotides long. RefSeq names its product exosome component 4 (gene EXOSC4). The record is from RefSeq and is a predicted model, not a curated record. The transcript has 3 exons. Gene Ontology annotation, biological process: poly(A)-dependent snoRNA 3'-end processing; U4 snRNA 3'-end processing; rRNA catabolic process. Gene Ontology annotation, cellular component: nucleolus; cytoplasmic exosome (RNase complex); nuclear exosome (RNase complex). Bases 107 to 868 code for a protein of 253 amino acids. NCBI's taxonomy places the organism in Eukaryota, Metazoa, Chordata, Aves, Passeriformes, Fringillidae.